AGAGCCGCAGGAGGAGAGACUGCGGCACGAAUCUUACAGAGCAUGAGUCCUGACGAGACGGAGUCGGCCAUGGCUGCCGCCGGUGACACGCCGGAGACGGUAGAGGUGACGCUGCGCGCCGUCGGCCCGUCUCGCCCCACCACCCUCCGCCUCCCUCCGCUUCUCUCGGUUGCCGAUCUUCGCCGCCGCAUCGCCCAAGAUCGCCGUCUCGCAGCCCUAGAAGAAGGUCGCCUCCGCCUGGUCCUGCGAGGGACGACGCUCCCGCGCCAAGACGACGCCCGUGUCAACCUCCGCGAUGGGGAUAUUCUAAUAGUGGCUAUGCCACCGAAGCCACCUGCUAAUCAUCUCCGUGAUGAUGACGAUGAGGAGGAGGAGGAAGAAGAAGAACUGAAGUUCAAAAUACCACAAACAACAACCUGGUGGAAGAGGAAAAUUUUUAUUUUUCUUCAGGACAAAUUGAGAUUACCUGAUAUCAUUUUGAUGGCGCUAUUUUCUCUCAGUAUGAAAGCAUGGGUUAUCAUUGCAAUGUGGUUCCUACUGGCACCCAUUGCUCAAAAGUAUGACGUUGGACCUCUAUAUAUACUUGGUACGGGCUUCUUGAUCAUAUUUCUCAAUCUCGGAAGGAGACAACAAGGUGAUGUAAGUGCAUACUCCAUAUUUAACGAAGACUUCAGGGAGCUGCCAGGAACACUUAAUGCAGAUCGCAUAGACAGAGACAUCAGGGCAGGCCAAUUUUGAGCCCUUAUGUAGGUUCCCGGGACCAUGGUAUGCUGAGAUUUGUAUAGAAGCGUAGUGGGCAUUGUCUUUCACUGAGUCUGGAAAACUCAUUCAAGAUAGUGCCCUUACAGGACCCAAUGUAUUUCACUCCUGUUAGUGUUACAUGUGGACGACGGGGAAUUACCUGUGCUCUUCGCAGAUAUUUGAAUGUUCUUGCAGGUGUUAUGAAGCCUUCCACACUGUACUGUUAUAUUGCUGUUGAAACUAGAAUAGAGAACAACUGCUUUGGCCACACUAGGCGGAUAAUUGUGAUAUUUGAAUAAUUAAUAGCAAUAAUUUAGCA
This is a messenger RNA of Phragmites australis (common reed), 1060 nucleotides long. RefSeq lists its product as uncharacterized. Lineage: Eukaryota; Viridiplantae; Streptophyta; Magnoliopsida; Poales; Poaceae. The record is from RefSeq and is a predicted model, not a curated record. Gene Ontology annotation, molecular function: protein binding. The coding region runs from base 43 to 738 and encodes 231 amino acids. The transcript is spliced from 7 exons.